AUGGCCCAAGCAAGCGUCUCCCGAUCCGGCGCCUGGGUCUCAGCCCUACGCAACGCGACGCACUCGAAAACCGCAGCUGCCGGCGCGACGCGCCGCGCCGUCACUGCUUCGCCAUGCCUCAAUGCCUCGUCGACGCCUCCCAGGAACCCGGCUUCAGCUCCGUUGAGGCAGCAGCAGCAGCAGCGCGUCCGCGCAUUUUCGAGCUCGCCCCGGUCCGGCUACAAGACGGUGCAGGAGGCCAAGUCGCGACACAAAUCCGGGCCGUUCUCGUUGAAAGCCGCGGGUCUGUUCUUCGCGGUCGGCGCGGGCCUGAUCGCUUAUUUCCGCCAUGAGAAGGCGAGGAUAGAACGGCAGCGCAUUGCGGACCAGACGAAGGGGAUGGGCAGGCCGAAGGUCGGUGGCGCCUUUGAUCUUGUCGAUCAGAACGGAAACCGGUUCACCGACGAAGACAUGAAGGGCAAAUACGCGCUGGUGUACUUCGGCUUUACCCACUGUCCUGACAUCUGCCCCGAGGAGCUGGACAAGAUGGCCGAGAUGAUUGAUCAGGUGAAGGAGAUCAGUGGCAACACGAUGCGGCCCAUCUUCAUCACCUGCGACCCGGCGCGCGACACGCCCGCAGUCAUGAAGACGUAUCUGGCCGAGUUCCACCCGGACAUGAUCGGGCUGACGGGCACGUACGAGGCCGUCAAGUCCGUCUGCAAGGCCUACCGAGUUUACUUCUCGACGCCGUCGGACGUCAAGCCCGGCCAGGAUUACCUGGUCGAUCACAGCAUCUACUUCUACCUGAUGGAUCCCGAGGGCGACUUUGUCGAGGCCCUCGGCAGGAACCACACGCCAGCGCGAGCGGCGAAGAUCAUCUCUGAUCACAUUGGCGACUGGCGAGGCAAGCUGGACCGCAACUGAACUAGGCCGCAGGCGAUUGAUGAGCGGGGGUGCGUGUGUGUAGAGAAGAGACGGAAGCCAGCCGCAGUGGCGCAGUGAUCUGCAGGCUGUUGCACCCACAUCCUCUCGUUGACGAUGCAACGAGGCGCUGCGCCCAUGUAACCAUACUCCUCUGAAAACAUGUAGAGCAAAAACCAAACAAACUUGUACUCUAUGAGUAUCUACGACGGCGAGACGCCGCCAAUGGCAACACAGCUACUGCUAGGAGUAGGAGUGGACUGCAACCAGAAAUAACCCCAUGACCGCCGUGCCUCACCAGGCGCGAAAAA
Molecule: messenger RNA, 1211 nt
Organism: Aplosporella prunicola CBS 121167
Lineage: Eukaryota; Fungi; Ascomycota; Dothideomycetes; Botryosphaeriales; Aplosporellaceae
Exons: 5
Coding region: 1-903 (300 amino acids)
Biological process (GO): mitochondrial respiratory chain complex IV assembly; intracellular copper ion homeostasis
Cellular component (GO): mitochondrial inner membrane
Molecular function (GO): copper ion binding; copper chaperone activity
Source: RefSeq, a predicted model, not a curated record